Messenger RNA from Triplophysa dalaica, 3164 nucleotides. RefSeq names its product SKI family transcriptional corepressor 1b (gene skor1b). Gene Ontology annotation, cellular component: nucleus; transcription regulator complex. Gene Ontology annotation, biological process: negative regulation of BMP signaling pathway; negative regulation of transcription by RNA polymerase II. NCBI's taxonomy places the organism in Eukaryota, Metazoa, Chordata, Actinopteri, Cypriniformes, Nemacheilidae. The record is from RefSeq and is a predicted model, not a curated record. Gene Ontology annotation, molecular function: RNA polymerase II cis-regulatory region sequence-specific DNA binding; DNA-binding transcription factor activity, RNA polymerase II-specific; SMAD binding. The coding region runs from base 361 to 2649 and encodes 762 amino acids. The transcript has 8 exons.
AAGUGGGAGUGCCUCGCUAUUAGUUUGGCUGUCACUUGAACGUUGUCGAGUGUCUUCAGUGGUUGUGUCGUUGAGGUCCGCACUAGCAUGUGGUCACCCUCCGUGCGCACCUCAACAUUAGUCGCGGGAGAACAGAGUGGGAUGCGAGAACACGCACUAAUAGGCCUGAGAGGAAAACACUGAGAAAGCGCCCGUGGACACUUUAUAUCGGAUCAGCGGGAUUCUGAGACGCCUGAUAACCAGGACGAUCUAAUAGAGGACAAACAGAACGCAUUCAUCCCAAGAAGUGCACUGCUUCGAAGACGCGUUUUUGUCCGAAGAUAUCAGACACUUCGCAUUCUUCUGAAAAGAUUUCCAGGAAUGGAAUCUCUCCCAAAUCCGCUGCCGGCUGGAAGAGACUCCAGCUGUUCCCCGAACUCUAAGCAAGACCUGCAGUCUUAUUCUGGCCCACCACUAAAGCCGAACCAAGUCAGUGAGACUUCUUUAUACGGAAUACCGAUCGUUUCACUAGUGAUAGAUGGACAAGAGAGACUUUGCCUUGCCCAAAUAUCCAACACCCUUUUAAAGAACUACAGCUAUAACGAAAUCCACAACCGGCGUGUGGCCCUGGGCAUCACUUGUGUCCAGUGCACUCCGGUCCAGUUAGAAAUCCUCCGGCGCGCCGGGGCUAUGCCCAUUUCAUCGAGACGCUGCGGAAUGAUAACAAAGCGAGAGGCCGAGAGGCUCUGCAAAUCGUUCCUUGGCGCACACAGCCCCCCUAAAUUACCCGAAAAUUUCGCGUUUGACGUGUCACAUGAAUGUGCAUGGGGGAGCAGGGGUAAUUUCAUUCCAGCCAGGUAUAACAGCUCAAGGGCGAAAUGUAUCAAGUGUUCAUUCUGCAACAUGUAUUUCUCGCCAAAUAAGUUCAUAUUUCACUCUCAUCGCACACCGGAGUCCAAAUACACACAACCCGACGCUGCAAACUUCAAUUCGUGGAGAAGACACUUAAAACUGGCCGAUAAAAACGCAGCGGAUGAUGUGUCUCAUGCCUGGGAAGACGUAAAAGCCAUGUUUAACGGUGGCAGCCGCAAGAGGACGCUGCCAAUCGGUGGGUCUGGCAGAUCAUCCCCACUUGGUUCGCACGGACCUAGAGGUCAGCCACAGGGUGAACCGACUGAGGUGCCCCACAAAACUUUGCGUUGUGAGGAUGACAGGGGGAACGUGACCGUGCCAAGCAGCAUCCGCAGUUACCCGGUCAUUCCGGUGCCUAGCAAGAGUUUUGGGAUGCUACAGAAAAUUCCACCACCUCUUUUUCCACACCCAUAUGGUUUCCCAGCGUUUGGACUGUGUCAAAAGAAAGACGAUGGUGUUGUGAUGGGAGACACAAACAAAACGAAUCUGUCAGGUGUUUUCUGGCCGACCCCCAAGGACAGUCCCUAUCCCUCGUUCCCGAUGUUUUGGCCUACAACAGGCAGUUUAGCCAUGCCAACCUACCACCAUGCCCAACCAAAGCCUCCGUCUGACGUGUUACUCAGCAGACACAGUGAACUGGACGUGUCUGAGCAAAGCGACCGAAGCACCAGCACUCCUAAAGACAGUUUACUUGACAACGAACGGUGCUCCAGCACUCAGUCGAUCCGGAAUGAUGAUGAGAAAUCCGGGGACGAGAGCAGGUCAAUAGAGGGGAUUCCAGCCACAACAAGAAAAAUAAGCUACAUAUCCGCGUUCAGGCCGGUGGUUAAAGAUGUUGAGAGUAUUGCGAAACUAUAUGGCAGCAGGGGUCCAUAUUCUGGUUCCCGGUCUGGUUAUAUGUCACCGGAUUUUUUAAGCGAAAGUUCUAGUUAUAGGUCAGCAUCUCCGGACGUGGACAGUGUAGACGAUCCGGAUGUGGAUGUGGAUGUAGAGUCACACAAGGUAGCCGAAGAUGAGGAGUGUCUGCAGCUGACUGUGGAUGACCGAAGAAGCCCCCAUGUAUUGACCGUAGCUCAGAGUGAGAGGGUUAAAGGUCAAGAUCAACAAAAUAACCAAAUGCACAUCAAGACUGAUACACACACGACAAAUUCAAGUGAAACUCGACCGCCUGGAUUGGAGAGCCUUGGAAAGCCGUUUGAGAGCAAUAAACACACAACGCGCUUUGAGGUGUAUGCGCGUGAAAGAGACGAGCAAACGCAUCAAAUCAGCGCCUCUUAUUCUGGAUCAACUGCCACUUUCCAGCGCGAACAGAUUGCGUCGAAUGUUAAAGACAUGCACGAAGAAGAGCCAUCGUCUACAGUGGAGGAGAUGGAACCCAAAAUUCAUCAGGACCAAGCCAAUGUCCCUGAAGAGCGCCUGAAGGAAUCCAAUGAUGAUGAGGAAGCGAUGCGCAAAGACGCCAGCAGCAGGGCGUCUUCGAUUGAGAAAGACAUAGAGAACAUGGCCAAAGAGGAAUUGCAAAAACAACUUGUGGAGCAAGUCGAGCUUAGAAAAAAGUUGGAGCGUGAGUUCCAGAAUUUAAAAGACAGUUUUCAAGACCAAAUGAAAAGGGAACUCUCAUACAGAGAGGAAAUGGUUCAGCAGCUCCAGAUUGUUCGAGAAGCUCACGACGCGCUGCACCAUUUCUCGUGUAAGAUGCUGAGCCCUCGCCACUGCACUGGGGCCUGCACCUUUAAGCCGCCUCUUCUACCACCUUGAUGCACAUCAUCCAUUCAAGACAUGAGCUUUCUUUAUAAAUACUGCUGUGUCAAAUAAAAUGUUUCUCUCUGCAAAACACUGUCGACCUUUAGACCUUGAAUAAGCAAGUGUGUACUGUAGUAUUUUAGCUCUUACACUGUAAUGAAGUCAUUUUCAUUUGCACAACAGUGUUUUCAGACUCACUGUAUGUACUGUAUAAUUUAUAUAAAGUUCUAGAAAGUUGCAUUAUAAAAAAUGACGUUCCACUAUAAAUAUUAUCAUCGGCUGAAACCACUGGUAUUAAAUGGCUAUGUGCAAUGCAUAUAUUUGUUCUGUAUCCUGUGAUACUCUUUUUGUUAGUGAUAUGUUAGAACAUUUUGUUCGAUUAGAUGCUAAAUUAUUUAUGGUUUUGUAUUCUUUUAUUUAUUCCAUGUCCAUGUUGGUUGUUUAUUCUCAUCUACAAAUUUGUAUAUUAUGGAUGUAAAGCACUUUAAAUUGGCAGUCCUUACUCCUGAAAUGUGGAUUAAAUGAUCUUG